CACACAUGCCAGUUUGUGUACACGGUAUCCCCAACAAACGGGUAGCUGACAGCGGUAAAGGGAUUAACUAAGUGAGCAUUUCACCAAGACAUACAAAAACAAGGCAAGAUUUUACCAUGAUUGCCUCCUGAAAAUCCCUUAUCGCUGAAGAUUUUAUCUCAAAAUGAGGCUGUAAUUAAAACACCUCCUAGUGCCAGACAAGGGGAGAUAAUGUGUGCUUUACAGAGGGUUCGGUGACAGGAGGUAUAUAUAGAACGUGUCAGCUUACUCCAUGUUGCUACCCAAAGGAGAAAUGGGGUGCGGUAGAAGCAAGCAUCACUCCAGGGAAAGUAGCAUGACGGACAUGGACUCCGACUCUAAAGCUAAACGAAACAAAACGUCCAAGGAGAAGAAAAAGACAAACAUAGAGAAGAAGGGCCAUUCUGAAGUGACGAUUGACCGGCCUGUUCCUACUGUUGUUAGUAAGAGAGGACAGGAAGUGGAGUCUGGGGUGCUCAAGUCACGGCGUUCCACACCAGCCCAUAACAAUGGAACUGUCUUACAAACUUUACAGACAGAAAUUAAAGUGACUGUCAACGAAGAAAAAGUUAUUCCUAAUGAAAUAACACGUGGUAGCCUUGGUAUGAAAGAAAAGACAGGAGAUGGCCAAAAUCAAUUUAUACGAGUAACAAAUAGCCAGAUAGAAUUUUUCAAAAUGCUGGAUGAGAAAAUAGAACAGGGUCAGGAAUUCACGUCAGAAGACAAUGUGUCCCAAGCAAGUGAUCCUGCUUCCACAGACAUUUUAAGGAAAUAUACACAAUGAUACUCAUCUUUUAUAUUAAACCUAACCAUAGGUGAAGGUGAAGGCAGGCCUUCUAUCUUAUACCGCGGUGUGCUAGACAGUCCCAGGAUGUCAUAUGUUACUGGACACCAUGACAAACGGUGUUACUUUGUUUACGAUGUUGUUUAUAUUUUCUCCUAUCACGCAAUAGUAUAUAUUCCUGGUGCAAGAGAUAUUGAAAGCUGCAAUGACAGGUGCAAUGACAUGGUAGAGGAUAGAUGCAAUGACUGUAUAAAUUAUUUAUGUACUACUGUGCUCAAUUAGUAGAAUUUUAAUUUUUUUUUUUAGUUUACACCUGCUAUUAAUCACUCUCUUUUUAACAGUUCUGAUCUCUGAUUGGAUGGUGCAAUCAAAAUGCAUUUAAUUGAACAUUUAUAAGUAUGAUGUUUAAAAGAUUGUCAUCAAGUUCUUUUUUUACAAUUGCCCUAUGAAGACACUUGAAAAUGUCCUACAUUACACUGGCUCUCAUAGCCAUAUUUUAUUUUCCCACCAUCAUACCAAAAACAAAUAUGCAACAUUUUAGAUGCAUACAUAUGCAAUGAUUACACAAUAUGGUUUGGAAUGACAUAAUAGUGUUCAAUCCUAUUUUCUGUUCAGUGGUUCGUUGUCUAUUAAUUGUAAAGCAGAAUUCGAGUCUGGGGUAAUAGGUAGCAGGGUUCUGGGUAUUGGCCUGGUAUAGAAUUCGAGUCUAGUGUGAUAGGCAGCAGGGUUCUGGGUAUCAACUUGGUAUAGAAUUCGAGUCUGGGGUGAUAGGUAGCAGGGUUCUGGGUAUCAACCUGGUAUAGAAUUCAAGUCUAGGGUGAUAGGUAGCAGGGUUCUGGGUAUUGGCCUGGUAUAGAAUUUGAGUCUAGGGUGAUAGGUACAUGUAGCAGGGUUCUGGGUAUCGGCCUAGUAUAGCAUUAUGGUAGGACAGUUUAAAGAGAAUGAAGCAUUAAAAGGUAAUGUGAAGAAUCUUCUUUACUCAGAAUCAGUGCUGCUUAUAUGACUCUACAAGAUCUACAAGACUUAAAACUAUAUAUAAUCAUUGUAUACUCAAUAAAAACAAUAGUCCCAGAAAUUCAAUGUACAAUUCAUAUGUACAUGUAUAUAUAUGUAUUACAUACAAUUUAACAUUGUGAAUCACAUUCUGAUUGUUUCACUGUUAAUGAUUUUCAUUUUAUAUUAAAUGGAUAAAUAGUGGUUAAAAAUAGAUCUUUGAACUUCAUAUUGCCAUUAUCCAGUCAUCAUUAAUUUACCCGAGAAAUCUAUCGUAUACAUACUUACAGGGAGUAUAACUGCAGCCUCAAAAAGUCUCCUGACAUCUUAUCACAUGUUGUUUUGAAAUAUGUUAUUCUAAAAUCUUGCUUCCAAAUUAAACUUUAUUUUCAAUGCUACAUCAUUAGCAUAUUCCAUCUUUUUGUAAUACAGAGUUAUCUACUCUUGUGAGCAGGUAUUGAUUGUUACAUCAUAAGUUUACAUGAGGAAAUUUCAUUGUUUCUCGCAAAUUUAUGACGUUGCUCUCACAAACAGAUGACCUGCUCAGAGGAGCAGAUAACUAUGCAUUACGAAAAAAAAAAUGGAAUUGGUAUUACAAAUAUUGUCAAUUUCAUAAAAUAAAAAGAUGGAAUAGGUAUUACAAAUAUUGUCAAUUUUAUAACAUAAAAAAAUGGAAUUGGUAUUACUGUAGUUUAUUGAAAAAUAAGGAAAUAGCAUUUGUUAUGAACUACAAUGGCCAUGGGUGGGCUUAUUACCAGGCAUGGAAUUAUUUAGCUUAUCGCUGAAUAAAUAUGGUAGCGAACGGUAGGUUACACCGAUUCUCCUACGCAUUGAAAAAAAAGAUAAAACUGGUGUGUGUGGUGUGUAGAGUUGUAAGAUAAAAUGUUUUCUAAAAGCAGUUGAUAGUUUGAUGACAACAUAAUUAUGUAUGAUAUUUAUGAUUCUGAUUGGAUUGUGCUUCUUCAGUGACUAGAUUUUCCCCUGUAUAUCUGUAAUAGUUUAACUGUAUUUAAGAAUCUGUUCAUUAUCAUUCCAUUGUCUUGUAUCAUUCUAAGUCCCAGAUGAUAUUCUCUGUCUUGGUAAUUACCAGUGCACAGUCAUAUAUUUGUACUCAAUGUAAACUGCCAAAGAUUUACACUAUAUCAUUACAUAGUAGUUUGUUAUUCUCUACAUAAUAUGUCAAACAGGAUUCUCAAAAUGAUGCCGACAUCCGUGAAUGUUAAUAUAAUUUUAGAACACAUUCACACUGAUGCUUUGGCUGCCUGGAAUUAUCACUACCCUAUCAUAGGUAUGGUGAUAAAUAAGAAUUUGUCUCAGAUUUUGUACGUAUGGUCGUGUUUCUCUGGAGCUUUGCCAGUGCACACACUUAUGGUACGAUAAGGUCAUGUUUCUCUGGAGCUUUGCCAGUGCACACACUUACGGUACGAUAUGGUCGUGUUUCUCUGGAGCUUUGCCAGUGCACACACUUACGGUACGAUAUGGUCGUGUUUCUCUGGAGCUUUACCAGUGUACACACUUACGGUACGAUAUGCAUUCAUAGUCACAUAAGACUGGUAAUCCAUGCUGAUAUAUAUAUAUUGUUUAUGUUUUAUGUUGCCUCUUACAAAAGUAUGUUUAAGGAUUUUGAUAGUGAUCCAUAAAAGCUAGCUGGCCAAUUGUCUGUACAAUAGGUCCCAUCUAUGUUACUCUCUUUAUAAACAAUUUAUCUGUCUCAGUCAGAAAGGUUUAUUUUCUAUUUUGAUGGUGUUAAGUGGCUGGAACUAUAUGGACUAACACCCCCUAGGAGAAAUUAUAAUGUGGACAAUUAGAAAACUUUGCAAUAUUCUUAGAAAAAAUAGUACAGAAAAGAAAAUAAUCUCUUAAUUCAUUAAUUUAAUUUGGAUACUUUAUAGAUUCAUUUUGAAAUGAAAAAAAUUGGAUUACAUUUCUCACAAAGAUAAAAAUGUGGUCUUUUUCAUUUUGAAGACAUUCCCACAUCACAUGAGAUAUACCUAAAAUGGCAGUUGAAACUGAUUUUGUUUGACACUGAUUUCACCAAUGUUGUAUAUUAAUUAUGAUUUAGAAUAGUAUUUGUUUUGACAUAUGUGUUGUAUAAAUACUUUCUCUGUCCAUAGCCAUCUUAAAGUCUGCCUUUGAAAUACUCAUGUGAGAGGUGUAGAGAUGGUCAUCAGAAUACCACUGAAGAGACAGGAAGGAGGUGGUCUCUACAACUAAAUAUCUAAAAUGUA
This is a messenger RNA of Pecten maximus, 4023 nucleotides long. RefSeq lists its product as uncharacterized. The record is from RefSeq and is a predicted model, not a curated record. The transcript is spliced from 6 exons. Lineage: Eukaryota; Metazoa; Mollusca; Bivalvia; Pectinida; Pectinidae. Bases 272 to 802 code for a protein of 176 amino acids.